AUGAAGUCUAAAUUUCGUGCUGAUGAGAAGGUAUUCAAAUUUGUUAUAUCGGUCUGUAUACCUUCCCAUCUAGGCGUGGGCAAAUCAUGCCUCUUGCUCCAAUUCACCGACAAACGAUUUCAACCGGUGCAUGAUUUAACAAUCGGUGUUGAAUUCGGUGCCCGCAUGAUCAAUAUCGGAGGCAAACAGAUCAAAUUACAAAUUUGGGAUACGGUAAGUAAAUGUUUCUGUUUCAGUUCCGCUUAUCAUUCUUCCCUUUUGUAUGAACACGCAUUGCCAACAAACUGGCUGCCUGUGGUAAAUAUAUUGUGUGCCGUAUGCAGCUCUAUACGUGAAACGUUCACACAUUUGACCUCUUGGCUUGAGGAUGCCCGACAGCACUCCAGCUCAAAUAUGGUCAUCAUGUUGAUCGGAAACAAGAGCGAUUUAGAGGGUCGUCGGGAUGUACAAAAGGAAGAGGGAGAGGCGUUCGCCCGAGAACACGGUCUGAUUUUCAUGGAGACCUCUGCGAAAACUGCUGCCAAUGUUGAAGAAGCAUUUAUCGAUACGGCCAAAUGUAUCCACGAGAAAAUACAAGAAGGAGUCCUUGAUCAUCGACUCAUCCGAAUGAGAUCAAUGAGUUCAUCGUAG
This is a messenger RNA of Echinostoma caproni, 630 nucleotides long. NCBI's taxonomy places the organism in Eukaryota, Metazoa, Platyhelminthes, Trematoda, Plagiorchiida, Echinostomatidae. The record is from the annotation of a GenBank genome assembly.